Messenger RNA from Phytophthora infestans T30-4, 468 nucleotides. RefSeq names its product histone H4. Gene Ontology annotation, molecular function: DNA binding; structural constituent of chromatin; protein heterodimerization activity. Bases 38 to 349 code for a protein of 103 amino acids. Gene Ontology annotation, biological process: nucleosome assembly. Gene Ontology annotation, cellular component: nucleosome. NCBI's taxonomy places the organism in Eukaryota, Oomycota, Peronosporomycetes, Peronosporales, Peronosporaceae. The record is from RefSeq and is a predicted model, not a curated record. The transcript has a single exon.
CAAGAAGCAAGCAACUCACCCAACUAACUCAAGUAACAUGUCUGGACGUGGCAAAGGCGGCAAGGGACUCGGUAAGGGCGGUGCCAAGCGUCACCGCAAAGUUCUUCGCGACAACAUCCAGGGUAUUACCAAGCCCGCUAUCCGUCGUCUCGCACGUCGUGGUGGUGUGAAGCGUAUCUCUGGCCUCAUCUACGAGGAGACCCGUGGCGUCCUGAAGGUGUUCCUUGAGAACGUCAUCCGCGACUCGGUCACCUACACUGAGCACGCUCGUCGCAAAACCGUGACGGCCAUGGACGUUGUGUACGCUCUCAAGCGUCAGGGCCGCACCCUGUACGGCUUCGGCGGAUAAGCGCUUUACCGCUGAUUCCCUCCCGGUUCUGAUGGUUCCAACAACCUGCUCCAAAUUGCAGUCCGCAGUCUUUCUGUUUAACAUGAACGGAUAGUCUGGUGGCAGCUUCCAGAGCUUCA